Messenger RNA from Podarcis lilfordi (Lilford's wall lizard), 531 nucleotides. NCBI's taxonomy places the organism in Eukaryota, Metazoa, Chordata, Lepidosauria, Squamata, Lacertidae. The record is from the annotation of a GenBank genome assembly.
AUGCUGAAAUGGGGCAGCGGUGAUGUUUCAGCUACUAAAUCUGGAGCGCUUGGCCCAUUUCAAGCAGCAAGCAUAUCAGUGACCAAUUUGACAGAAAAGCUGGUACAAAAUGAACAGCUGGUAGCAGGACUCAAAGAACUUGUCAGGGAAAAGGAUAAUGAGUUAUGCCUUAAAGCAAAAGAAUUAAAGAAAGAAAAAGAAGCACCUGAAACCAAGAUUUCCAAAUUAAAGCUGCAAAACAAAGCCAAAGUAAUAUCCUCAACAACACAAUUAGAGGAACUCAAAAAGCAAUUAUCAGGAGAUGAAAUCCAAGAAGGAAUAUCCAAGCAAAAGAGAGCUGCAAGUCGUGGAAAAAUAUUGGUACAAUCAUACCUCGGGUUAAAGUUGCCUCAGGUUGAGUGUUUUUGGGUUGCGCUCCGCAGUGACCCGGAAGUAACGGAACAUAGUACUUCUGGGUUUUGUCGCUCGCGCAUGCGCUGGAGUGGCGAAUCGCGACCCGCAGACACGGGUUGCAUUCUGCUCAGGACGUGA